UUCAACAUCAGCAACAGUUAGUCAGACACCUCGGUAGCUAGCUAGACAAAAUAGCCGAACCAAUAAAGCUCUUUAGAUGCUUUCGUGAAUAUUAACCACUGUGUUUUAAACCCUCUUCUGUUGUCUAGUUAGUUAUCCGAUUUAAUUUCAUAUUUACGGUGUUGUUAUUAGUCAGCUAGCGGGCUGGUUAAGUUAGCAUUAGCAUAGCUAGCUAACAUUCCUGACCAUGAGCUCACUAAACUACUCUCGUCCUGCAAAAGAAGAGGACGUCUGCUGGACGGAGAAAGGGGGUCUGUGGCUAAACGUUGUCGUGAAAGAGGAGGAAGAGGAUGUCUCAAUACAAAAACAAGUAGAGGGUGAGGAUGUUACAGUGAAAGAAGAAGAGAAAGACGUUUCAGUAAAAGAAGAGGAAGACGCUUUCAGAGUGAAAGAAGAGGAUGUUACAGUAAAAGAAGAGGAGGAAGCCGUUUUUGGAGUGGAGGAGGGGGAGAUGACUGUCACAUUGGAAGAAGAAUCUGAAGAGGAGGACACUGGAUAUCUGGGCUCGGUUUCCCAAAGGCAUGUUAAGGCAUCCUAUGGUUCUAACGAUGAACGGGCCCUGGUUAACACUAGAGAGAGACGGGACUAUCGUGGGACCUCUGGGGAGCCUCAACAACCUCACGAUGCUGACGAGGCAGAGAAGAGUCUCUCCAGAUCAGAACACCUCAAGAAACACCAGCGGACAUCCACAGGGAAGAGAACUCACUGCUGCUCUGACUGUGGGAAGAGAUUCACCUCCUCAUCAGGCAUUAAAAUUCAUCAGAGAAUCCACACCGGAGAGAAAUCUUACAGCUGUGAUCAAUGUGGGAAGAGUUUUGUAAAAUAUAGACAUCUGAAGAUACACCAGAGAACACACACAGGAGAGAAAUCAUAUAGCUGUGAUCAAUGUGGGAAGAGUUUUACUCAGCUAAGCAGCCUGAUAUCACACCAGAGAACACACACAGGCGAGAAACCUUAUAGCUGUACUCAAUGUGGGAAGAGUUUUACUCAGCUAGGCAUCCUGAUAUCACACCAGAGAACUGUCGUGACGUUGCAUUAGUUAAUGUGACAACUGUUGCUCAUCGAAUGAUUAAAGGUUUCUAAUUGUGUGAUUUAAAUUAAUCAAGCAAUUAUUAACUCAUUAACCUGGGGCACCAUGGGAAAAUUAGUUUUAUUGAGUUUCUAUUUCCCAAAUUAACUCAAAGAACAUCAGAAUAUCGAUUUUACAACAGUAGCUAAUUAAUCAGUUUCCUUUACAAUCUCAUUCUGAACGUUGUAUAAUCCGGGAAUCUGCACGAACCCAGGUCUCACCAAUGAGUUCGUACCACACCAAUCUUAGUUGAGUAUUUAUUUACUAGAAAGCUAAAAUUAUGAUAAAAGAUACACAUACACCAAAAACACAUUGUAGGCUAUUGAUUAGAACUUAGUAUAACGGGCCAACACACUAUGGCGUGUGUUACCCAAAAUGGGGAUUUAAAAGAGAGAGAAAUAUACAUUUGGGUGCAUUUGUCAGCUGUGAUUAUUUUAACCCUAGCCUUGCCCCAAACUGCCGCUUUAAUGGGUCAGAAUAUAAUGAUGUAAUUACCUGUGGGAGGUCUCAGAUGCGAAGCUCCGCGUGGGUUGUUUAGGCUUCUCAAUGACACACUUUCCUGGUGCAACUCUGGUCGUCCUCACGAUGUCAGUGUCCAUUUGGUCUGAUUCCUCGCCCUUGCUCUGGGAGGAGUCUUCUGAGGACAGACAGAUCUGUAGCUCAGGGCUCACAGCAUAGGAGUGAAACAGUGUAGAUACCACGAUUUGAUGGAGAGUGGAGGUUAGGUGGUCCGGCUUGAAUUCACCCGCUGAGACACAGCUACUCAUCAGUAGCAUGGGUAGAAAAAGAUGUCUUUGUCUUCAACCUUGGGUUGAGUUUUGGGUUCGUUGACUUUUUAGACCUUGGCUGCAGCUUGGGUCACAUAGUCUGAUCUGUUCAUUCUGCCUCACAGGUCUUAUACCCUCGGGUCAGAAGUGCGCGUAACUGCCUUUAGGGCAAUUCUCUGGGCGUACCAAGUCAAGAGGCAUGGUCUAGAUUUGACUCAAAUCCCAUUUUAGACAACUAACUUCACAUUUCGUCUUUACCAAAACAUUCUCUUUGAUUUGAACAUUUUCCACACAAUGUCCAAUGUAUAAACAUCAAGAGUAUCCUAGGAAAACUCUUACAGUUACAAUGUUUUUGUAAUAACGUAAUCUAUUAACCUAUAAUAACAAAACUAAAAUGACAUAUAUUUCCAUAUUCCAUCUAUCGUCAUGACCACCAUUGUGGCUGACAGAAAUCAUUGUUCCAAAGUCUUUUUAUUGCAUGUUUAAUGUUCUGAGGCUGGUUCUCCAUAGUGAGAGGACAAAUGAAUGUUGUCUGUGGCCUAAGAUUUACCAUGGGCGUGAGGGGUCAUAAAACCCCCUCAUCUUCAGACCCCGAGAUCUCUCCUCCUCUGUUGAGGGUGAGAGAUAAACUGUAGGGUUGUGGUCUCCUGUAACCUGACCACACCAGAGAACAC
This is a messenger RNA of Oncorhynchus gorbuscha (pink salmon), 2549 nucleotides long. RefSeq names its product zinc finger and SCAN domain-containing protein 2-like. The record is from RefSeq and is a predicted model, not a curated record. Bases 227 to 1078 code for a protein of 283 amino acids. Gene Ontology annotation, molecular function: DNA-binding transcription factor activity; RNA polymerase II cis-regulatory region sequence-specific DNA binding. The transcript has 2 exons. Gene Ontology annotation, biological process: regulation of transcription by RNA polymerase II. NCBI's taxonomy places the organism in Eukaryota, Metazoa, Chordata, Actinopteri, Salmoniformes, Salmonidae.